AUGGCGCCCACCUGCAGCCGGCAAAGGCCAGAUGGACCUCGCUUGAUCUAUGUGACCCGCUUCGCCUCGCACCGCCAUGGCGUGUGGCAGUUGAGGGGCCUCCGCGGUUUCGGCCGUCGAGGCCCAGGGCUCGGGGCUCACGGCUCCCUAAAGCAAGCAGCGGAGGAGCCCGGGCUCCCGGGAGGAGAGCGGCCCACCGGCUCCCAGGCCGGGGUCACCGACACCCCGGAUUCAGCCUCUUUCCAGCGGAGGUCGAGAGCGCCCAGGGGCCAGGAGCAAGCGGCGCGAGCAGGUUUGAACCAGAAAAAUGCAGCUAAAGAGUUUGAUUUCCCCAUACCACUGAAGGAAGCCUCCAAACUAAUGAAGGAGAGGAAAAAGGCCUCCGUGUGGAACAAAGUACACCAAGUCAUUUCCAGGAUGAUUGCAGAAAACGAAAACUACAGACACAGACUGAAGUGCCAAAAUUUAUCUAGUGAAUUAAAUGCCUAUCAACAAGCCAAUUGGACAAACUCAUCUGCCCAAAUUUACAUCCUAGAAUAUGGAAGGGUUGUGGCCAUGCAUGAGAAACAGCAGGUGGUGCCAGAUGACAGGUGGUGUGGGAACCGUCCCCGGUGGGAGGCGCGAGCAGGCGAGCAGGCUGGCAGCUGCCAGAUCGUCUCUGCGCGCUGGCGCCUCGGUCUCAGAAGCUCCGGAUCCAGGCACGCGAGGGCUGCUUUUUCAGCACCACGCUCUCUGGCUGAGGAGGGAGGACUCCUGUUUGUCCUCCUCCUCUACAUAUUGGCUUGA
Grammomys surdaster is the source of this 786-nucleotide messenger RNA. It is a transcript of the gene CUNH5orf47, whose product is annotated as chromosome unknown C5orf47 homolog. The coding region runs from base 1 to 786 and encodes 261 amino acids. The transcript has 5 exons. The record is from RefSeq and is a predicted model, not a curated record. Lineage: Eukaryota; Metazoa; Chordata; Mammalia; Rodentia; Muridae.